This is a messenger RNA of Fonticula alba, 3800 nucleotides long. RefSeq lists its product as hypothetical. Bases 39 to 3800 code for a protein of 1253 amino acids. Gene Ontology annotation, molecular function: chromatin binding; protein binding. Gene Ontology annotation, cellular component: nuclear replication fork. The record is from RefSeq and is a predicted model, not a curated record. The transcript has 15 exons. Gene Ontology annotation, biological process: DNA repair; DNA-templated DNA replication; mitotic cell cycle. Lineage: Eukaryota; Rotosphaerida; Fonticulaceae.
AUCAGCCACCACCCCACCGGGUCCCCCUAGACAGCAUCAUGCGCCUGGAUGUCCGCUCGGUGCCCGAGUCCGACGGUCUAUCAUUCGGCCAGCGCGUUCUGGUUUCCUUCACCGAGGACGGAAGCUCGCUGCUGGUCGCCAGCCCGGGAGGACACUUGUCCCGCACGCCGGUCGACUAUGCGCCCGGGAAGGACCUUGCCCCCGCCACGCUCGGGGCCACCUCGGAGCCCGUCUCUCUGUUCAAUGUCCCAGGACUGGAAAAUGAGAUUGACUUUGCUGCCUAUGCCCUGGCCACCAAGUCUCAUCUGCUGCUGGCUGGCACGGACCAUGCUCGAGUGAUGCUGUACCGGCUGCUGCAGCCAACGGGCGCCUCGCCGAACAUGGUUUUCCUGACGACCCUCGACCGGUUCUCCCUGCCCGUCAGUGCGCUGUCUGUGUCGGCCUGCGCGCGCUUGCUGGCCAGCUCCAGUGAGGGCGGUGAGCUUCGUCUGGUGGCCACCGAGACCGGCUUGGACAGCGGCGCUGCCAGUGUUAGCCUGGCCCUGACGCACCACAAGCGCGUGGUGCGGGGGCUGGCCUUCGGCCCGACGGUCGCCGGGACCUCGCGCAUGCUGGUGUCCUCGUCGCCGGAGGACGGCGACCUCGCCGUGUGGGCCCUGCCGGUGACCGGCUCGACCGCGAGCACCCUCGCUCCGGAGGCCAGCAUUCGCAUCUUCCAGCCGGUCGGCCACUUCAACUUCUCCGGACAGGUGGCCUGGCAUGUGUCGGGUAGUUGGUUUGCCGUUCCUGGCCGUAAGAAUGGGAUCACCAUCGUGUGCCGUGCUCCGGCUGAUGCUGGCCGGGCCUGGGCCGCUGCGGUGCACGUCGAGGACAUGUAUCUCGCCGGCGAGUCCUAUGCGGUUGCCAUGUCACCGGACGGCCGAUUCCUGGCAGCCACCUCGCAGGAUGGCCGGGUGGUCAUCUUUGCGGUGGGUGGACAGGGCUCUGGCGCCUCGGGCCCCCGCGCCGGUGAUGAUGAUAUGGCCUUCAUCACUGGUACCCUGUCGCCAGAUGUCACCUCGACCGUGAAUGGCGAGGCCCUUUUCACCCCGGUGGCUCGGUUCACCCUUUUCGGCCGGGAGCGUAGCACCAUGGCCGCGUCUGGCAGUCUCACUGCUUUCCAUAUGGAGUCUCUCACCUGGCACCCGGCCGGGGCCAACCUCCUGGUCGCUUCUGCCAACUCCGGGCACUUCUGCAUGGUCCAGGACCCGGUCCCGACCGACCAAUGGGCCCGCGCUGCCACGGCCAAUGUUGAUGCCAGCCACCUUUUGACCCUCCGUGGUGCGGCUGACCUGGUCAGGGUACUCGGGCAGACCACCCAAGACCCUUUGGCCCGUCUGCAGCUUGGGGCCAACUCCACGGCGUCUGCCGCGGCCGCCGCCGGCGCUGACGCUGGCUAUGAGGACUUUGACUUCGAUGGUGUCGACGACCUGGACAUCCCGGCGCCCAACUUCGACAAUCUUCAUACCUCCUUCCUGGAGUCGGGCACGGUAGCCACGCCACCCACCGUGGCGACGGUCAAGCGCCCUGCCGCCGAGGUGGCUUCCGCAUCGCUGCCAGCUGUGCCAGGGCCGCUGGCCAAGCGGCCCCGCCCGGCCGGCUCCUCGCUGGUUGACGAUGCGGCAACAGAGCGCGAGCGCCCCGGCUCGGGGACCGCGGCCGGCCCUCGGCCCCGGCUGGUGGACCCGGACUUCCCGGAGGAGGAGGGUCUCAAUGUCUUCGACAAGCACUGGCGUCCUUCCGGCUUGGACUUCGAAGACGAGGACGAAGAGGAAGAGGAUGACGACCUCGAGUCGGAGUCGGCAUCCGGCCCUGGGGCCGGUAUCCUGGACAUCGACGAUGGGGUUCCUGGCGAGGACAUUACACUGGCCGGGCGCCGUCGGGCCGCCGGACGUGGCUUCGACUUCCACAGUGCCGGCCGGCCGGUGGCCGAUUCGCCUGGCAGCCUGGACACCGGGCUGAGCCCCACAUGUGCCGGCUCCACGCCGUGGAUUCUCAACCGACGCAUCCUCGCCUGGAACCAUGUCGGAAUGGUUCUGGUGCAUAUGGUCCCGCCAUCGCGCGAUGCCGCUCCGGGGGAGCCGCAGCAGCAUUUCUACGAGACCCGAAUGCAUGAUGCCGGCAGUCGCAGCCGCCGGGUACAGAUCCAGACAGCCACCGAUUACACGAUGGCCGCCAUCAACGAGCAUGGCGUCGUGCUAGCCGGGCCUGGAGGCGGCUCCGCCAGCGGACGCUCGACGCUGCAGUUCUCCUCGCUCGAUGCCCGGUCGGAGAGCGUCAGCUGGACCUUGUCGCUCGAUGCCGGCGAGCACAUCGAGGCCGUGGCCCUGGGCGAUGGCUGGGUGGCGGCCAUCACGUCGCUCGGCUUCAUUCGGCUGUACACGACCGGGCGCCUGCCGAUGCCGGUGGCCUCGCUCCCUGUGCCCGGGUCCUUCCGGCCGAGUGUUUACUCCAAGCCCGGACGCCAGCUGGACUCGGUGCCGGCCAUCAGCCACACCCCGGUGGCCGCGGCGGCUGGCAUGGGUGAUCGGCUGGUGGUCACCUGGCGUGCGGCCGGCCAGGUGCAGCCCUGCUGGGCUCAAUUCGUCGUCACUCCGGGGUCGGGUUUGGCGGCCGACGGGACCCCUGGCCAGGCGCUGCCUCUCACUCCGGGCAGCUCCCUCCGUUGGGUGGGUCUCACGCCGGAGAAGCGCAUGGCAACCUUCGACUCCCAGGGCAUCCUUCGCAUUUUGAUUGGCGAGCCGGGCGCCGCCAUCUGGACCCCCGUGCUGGACAUGGUUGCCGCUGGGCGCGCGGCGGCCGGCGCGGCCAGCGUCUGGCCCGUGGCCGUGGAGGAUGGCCAGCUGGUGUUCCUGCCGCUGGACGGCGGAAACAGUGGCUUCUGCGCCGUCCGCGGGCUCCGGUACCCCCUGGCCGAGCCGAGCAUGAGGCCCUUGCCACAGUCGAGCAAGUUCGCCUGCCCCAUUCGCAGCAGCCAGGCCAGCGGGCCCGACGCCCCUGGCCCCACGUCCAUCGCCACCAUCGAGCAGGAAUGGGCGACCGUGGUGCUGCGACUGCUCGCUGCGCCGGAUGUCCGGUCGGCCGAGCGUUCCGAGCUCCUGGUCCAGCAUGACCUGCUCCUGGUCCGGCUGUUGUCGGAUGCCAUCCGCCAAGAGCAUGACUUCCGCGCCAUUGAGCUUGCGCGUUUGAUGAAGGCCUCUUCCUCGCUGGACUUCUGCAUUGCGGCCGCCAAGAAGUCCGGCCGCCGGGAGCUUCUCAACACCCUGGUUGCCAUUCAGGAGGAAAUUCGCACGCGCGCCCUCUCGGCUGUGGCUACCUCGCAGUCGGGCAGCAGCAGCAGCAGCAACAGCAGUGGUGGUGGUGACAAUGCCACCGGCCUGGUCACUUCCACAACUGCCCGGGGCGCUGCCAUCACCACCCCCAGCGCCCCCGGCCCUGCUUCGCCUUUGCCCCCGGUGGUGGGCAGACCUCACAUCCUCCCGGAAGCGACCGGCGCCACUGGUCUGGUCGCCGAUUGCGCCUUGGCCACAGCCUCGAGCGCGGCCCCGAUGCCAGGGGCGCCGCAGUCGCCGGUGCCCCUCCCGACCCCGGUGCAUCGGGCCUUCUCGACCGGCGCCGCCCCGGUCAGCUCCUCCUCGUCGGCAGCCAGCUUCCUGGCCGGCGCCGGACAGUCUCCCGGUCCUGGGAGUCCGCGCACGGCGGCCUCCUCCAGCGCCAGUGCUCUCCGGUCGAGCCUCUUCGACCGCUUUGCCCGCAAGUGA